AUGGUCUCCUCAGAAGACCUUUUUCUGAAUAGGGCGAAGUUUGUAAUGAAAUAUUUAGGAGUUUGGGUUUUAGCAGACAAUGCUUCAUAUUUCCUCAAAGCUUAUCGAGGGUUCAUGAUCACUUUGCAAUACUUAUUUUUGAUUUUUCAAACGAUUUAUAUCAUCCAAGUGUGGGGAGAUUUAGACGCAGUUUCGCAAGCGUCCUAUUUGCUGUUCACACAGGCUUGUCUUUGUUUGAAAGUCACCGUUUUUCAGAUAAAUAUGCCUAUGUUGAAGGAUUUGUUGCGGUUGAUGGAUGCAAAGAUUUUUAGACCUGAAAAUGAUGUUCAUGAAAAGUUAUUGGAAUUGCAGGCAGCCCGAAUAAAGAGACUGCUGUUAGCUUUCAUGGUCAGCUCACAAAUAACUUGUGGCAUGUGGGCACUGAAACCAUUGUUCGACGACGCUGACAGGAAAUUUCCUUUCGAUAUGUGGAUGCCAGUAAGCCCAGAAGAUGCUGUGCAAUACUACAUCGGUUAUGCUUUCCAACUAGGAACAAUCUGCAUUAGUGCUUACAUGUACUUCGGUGUGGACAGCGUCACAUUUUCUUCAGUUAUCUUCGGAUGCGCCCAGAUUAAUAUUAUCAAAGAAAAGCUGAUGAGUAUAACUUCUAUAAAAGAGAAACGUGGUACUAAAGCGGUGGAUGAGGCCCUAGCAGAAAACUACAACAAGCUGGUUGAUUGCAUUAAGCAUCAUCAGGCGAUUGUCACAUUUACAGAACUCGUGGAAAACGCUUACCAUCCAUAUCUGUUGUUCCAACUAAUUGGCAGUGUUGGAAUUAUUUGCAUGUCUGCGUUAAGGAUUUUGGUUGUGGAUUGGCGCAGCAUGCAAUUUUUCUCCAUUCUGACGUACCUGUCUGUUAUGAUCAGUCAACUCUUCGUCUGUUGCUGGUGCGGCCACGAACUUACUGCUACGAGUGAAGACCUGCACAGAGUCCUGUACAAAUGCUACUGGUAUGAACAGGACGUCAAGUUUAAGAGGGAGCUCUGUUUUGCCAUGAUGCGUAUCAGCCGUCCUCUCGUCCUUCGCGCUGGACACUACAUAAUCCUGUCGCGACAAACUUUUGUUGCAAUCCUUCGAAUGUCCUACUCUUACUUCGCAGUUUUGAACCAAACGCACUAA
Spodoptera littoralis (African cotton leafworm) is the source of this 1158-nucleotide messenger RNA. Lineage: Eukaryota; Metazoa; Arthropoda; Insecta; Lepidoptera; Noctuidae. The record is from the annotation of a GenBank genome assembly.